GGCGAGCCCAGGGCCACACAGCACGAAAUGGUCAACAUAGUAGCGCGCGCGCGGAAACUGCAAGAGAAGGUAUGAGAUGCUUUGCGCCUCCAGAGCCCUCCACGCUUCCCUCUGACUCGGACGGAUGGCCUUUGGCAACGGCAACGAACCGGUUUCGCUGGACACAGACGCUGACGUGGGGAUAUAGCUGCUGUGGAUACGAUGCGGGCCCGGUGCGUUGGUGCUGCCCAAGGAGGUGGAGAGGAUUAGCAUGGAGUUCAACACCAAGCUCUACGGCGGACAUCGAGGCGCGAGGAAGUUCUGGCGCGAAAUGCUGCCGCGCAUCAAAUACCGCAAUCCCUCGGUCCGCGUCCAGAUCAGCCGCCACACCUCGCCCGACGGCCCUGCGCUGCUGCACAUCCACACGCGCGCCGCGACCACGGCCGAAAACUCUGCCCCGUCCGUCGCCAGUCCGCCCGCGCAGAGCAGCCCCGCCGCCUCGCCGCCCCCCAGCACCCCCGACGCCACGGCCCCGUCCCACACCAUCAACAUCCGCGACCAGGCGCCCAGCGAGAUCCUCGACGCCCUGCUCGCCGCCCUGCCCGAGAGCCGUGUGCUGCGCCCCACGCCCGAGGAGGAGCAGCUGAUGGCCGACACGGCCGCGUUCAAGGAGCGCUGCGAGGUGGAUCGCGCGCUGGUAAAGGAGAAGCUGCUCGCGGAGCGGCGCGAGGCCGAGCUGCUCCGGCUGGCGAGGGGCGAGGCUGUGGCGCAGUGAGCUGGCGUAGCAUGUACGAGUAGAAAUGGCAUGUAACUAGGCGUUUUGCUGCUCGAGGGAGAGCAUGCGAGAUUGUAUCAUACGUGUAGCGAACUCAUUCUCACUUCUGCGCGCACUUGUGCAUUGACUCGAUGCUGGUCAUUCCGUCUCGCUACAGGCACACUUCAAAACCCCCGUCUCGAUAUUCCCAACUCCCACCCCCGGCGCCCGCUAGAUACUAACAAAGAAGCUCUUCUCCCCCUCACGCGGCUCAACCCACGCGCGCUUCAGAAUCGGAUCGGCGCACGACACGCGGAUGCGCUCCGGCGUUGCGGGGCUGACGAGGUGCAG
Didymella exigua CBS 183.55 is the source of this 1084-nucleotide messenger RNA. RefSeq lists its product as uncharacterized. Bases 251 to 754 code for a protein of 167 amino acids. The record is from RefSeq and is a predicted model, not a curated record. Gene Ontology annotation, cellular component: mitochondrion. The transcript has 3 exons. Gene Ontology annotation, molecular function: structural constituent of ribosome. NCBI's taxonomy places the organism in Eukaryota, Fungi, Ascomycota, Dothideomycetes, Pleosporales, Didymellaceae.